UGGAAAAUCAUAUUCCUCAAUCUCACUCUUUUAUAACAAGAGAAUAAAAGAGUGAGAAAUUAUAGGAAUAUCAAAUUGUUGGAAACUUUUCGAAACUCCAACAUAAACCAACUCCCUAAUUUUAAUUAAUUACCUUGUAAUCUAAGAAAUUACUCAACUAGUUAUAUAUAUAAGGUGGAGAAUUAUAGAAGAAUGGAGGGGAUCGAAAAGGCGGCGGAGAGGGGGCGGAGCAUGGGGCGGAGCAUAAGUAGGAGCGUGAGCAGAGCGAGCUGGAGCAUGGAGGAGAUGUUCGCUUCGAGAAACCAUUCUCGGAGGAGCAGCAGCCACGUGGACGAAGAAGAGGAGGCUCUCAAGUGGGCCGCCAUCGAGAAGCUUCCGACGUAUGAUCGGCUGCGGACGAGCAUCUUCAAGCCGGCCCUUGAAAAUCAGCACGGUAAUAACAAUGGUUUCGUCCACAGAGAAGUAAUCGACGUCCGAAAGCUCGACAUAAACGACAGGCAGAGAUUCAUUGAUAGGAUUUUCAAGGUUGCUGAAGAAGAUAAUGAGAAGUUCUUGAAAAAGUUCCGAGACAGAAUUGACAAGGUUGGAGUCAAACUUCCAACAGUUGAGGUUAGGUUUGAGCAUUUGACAAUUGAAGCAGACUGCUAUGUUGGCAGCAGAGCACUUCCAACCCUCCCAAAUGCUGCUCUGAAUAUUGCAGAAUCGGCACUUGGUUGUCUUGGGAUUAGUUUGGCUAAGAGAACCAAACUUACCAUUCUAAAAGAUGCCACUGGCAUUGUUAAACCAUCAAGGAUGACUCUUCUAUUAGGUCCCCCAUCUUCAGGGAAAACAACCCUUUUGCUAGCUUUGGCUGGAAAGUUGGAUCCAAGCUUAAAGGUCAAAGGAGAAAUCACUUACAAUGGUCAUAAGCUCAAUGAAUUUGUGCCACAAAAGACUUCUGCAUACAUUAGCCAAAAUGAUGUUCAUGUUGGUGAAAUGACUGUCAAAGAAACCCUAGAUUUCUCAGCGAGGUGUCUCGGAGUUGGGACUCGAUACGAUCUCCUUGCGGAGGUUGCUAGAAGAGAAAAAGAUGCCGGAAUCGUUCCAGAGGCCGAAUUAGACCUAUACAUGAAGGCAACUGCAAUGGAAGGAGUUGAGAGCAGCCUCAUUACUGACUACACUCUCAGAAUUCUAGGGCUGGACGUAUGCAAGGAUACUAUUGUUGGAGAUGAGAUGCAGCGAGGGAUAUCUGGUGGGCAAAAGAAACGAGUCACGACAGGAGAAAUGCUAGUGGGUCCCACGAAAACACUUUUCAUGGAUGAGAUAUCAACGGGUCUAGAUAGCUCCACGACAUUUCAAAUAGUGAAAUGCCUACAGCAAAUUGUACGCCUCACAGAAGCAACAAUAUUGAUGUCUCUACUCCAACCUGCUCCUGAGACGUUCGAUCUGUUUGACGACAUUAUCCUCUUAUCGGAGGGCCAGAUCGUCUACCAGGGCCCACGAGACCACAUUCUCGACUUCUUUGCCAGUUGUGGCUUCCGCUGCCCCGAAAGAAAAGGAACUGCCGAUUUCUUACAAGAGGUGACAUCAAGGAAAGACCAAGAGCAAUACUGGGCGGACAGGAACAAGCCGUACCGGUACGUGCCGGUUCGCGAAUUCGCAAACCGGUUCGAGCGGUUCCACGUGGGAAUGCGGCUGGAAAACGAGCUGUCGGUUCCAUUCGACAAGGCACGAAGCCACAAAGCAGCCCUUGUGUUCUCAAAAUAUUCAGUCCCCAAAAUGGAGCUUCUCAAGGCAUGCUUUGACAAGGAAUGGCUAUUGAUAAAGAGAAACUCUUUUGUUUACAUAUUCAAGACGGUCCAAAUAAUCAUAGUGGCCAUAAUAGCCUCGACCGUGUUCUUGAGGACCGAAAUGCACUCUAGAAAUGAACAAGAUGGUGCUGUUUUUAUUGGUGCACUGUUGUUCUCCAUGAUCACAAACAUGUUCAAUGGCUUCUCUCAGCUUUCAUUGACCAUUGUAAGACUGCCCGUGUUUUACAAGCAAAGAGACCUCCUUUUCCACCCUGCAUGGACUUUCACUCUCCCAACUGCCCUCCUAACCAUUCCCAUAUCCGUGUUUGAAUCCAUUGUUUGGAUGAUCAUGACUUAUUACACCAUUGGAUUUGCACCCGAAGCUAGCAGGUUCUUCAAGCAACUAUUGCUGGUAUUUCUAAUACAACAAAUGGCUGCUGGGAUCUUUAGGCUUAUUGCUGGAGUUUGUAGGACAAUGAUCAUGGCCAACACUGGUGGGGCACUUGCUUUACUUCUUGUUUUCAUGCUUGGAGGUUUCAUUGUUCCUCGAGAUAAAAUUCCAAAUUGGUGGGUGUGGGGCUACUGGGUUUCACCUAUGUCAUAUGGUUUCAAUGCCAUUUCCGUGAAUGAAAUGUUUGCUCCUAGAUGGAUGAACAAAUUGGCUUCGGAUAAUUCGACCCGAUUAGGCGUGGCAGUACUUAAAAGUUUCAAUGUUUUUCCUGACAAAAAUUGGUAUUGGAUUGGAGCUGGAGCUCUUCUGGGGUUUGUGAUUCUCUUGAACGUCCUUUUCACAUUCGCGCUUAUGUAUCUAAAUCCACUUGGGAAACCACAAGCCAUUAUAUCUGAGGAAGAUGCACAGGAGAUGGAGGGAGACCAAGAAGAAUCCAAGGAAGAACCGAGACUCCAUAGGCCUAAGUCGAAGACUGAGUCGUUUCCUCGAUCCUUAUCUGCUUCUGAUGGAAACAACACAAGGGAGAUGGCAAUCCGACGAAUGAGCAGUCGAUCCAAUCGGAAUGGACUAAGUAGAAACACAGAUUCGACUCUUGAAGGGGCCAAUGGAGUUGCUCCCAAGAGAGGAAUGGUUCUUCCAUUCACUCCUCUUGCAAUGUCCUUUGACAGUGUCAACUAUUAUGUGGACAUGCCCGCGGAAAUGAAGGAACAAGGAGUAACAGAGGAUAGGCUGCAACUACUUUGUGAAGUGACAGGCGCAUUUAGGCCUGGAGUUUUGACUGCUCUAAUGGGAGUCAGUGGGGCUGGGAAGACUACUUUGAUGGAUGUUUUAGCAGGAAGGAAGACGGGAGGCUAUGUCGAAGGCGAUAUUAGAAUUUCCGGGUUCCCAAAGAAACAAGAAACCUUUGCAAGAAUUUCUGGUUAUUGUGAACAAAAUGACAUUCAUUCACCCCAAGUCACUGUCAAAGAGUCCUUGAUUUACUCUGCUUUCCUUAGGCUCCCUAAGGAAGUCAGCAAUGAGGAAAAGAUGGUUUUUGUGGAGGAAGUGAUGGAAUUGGUGGAGCUCAACAAUCUCAAGGAUGCCAUAGUGGGGCUUCCAGGAGUUACAGGGUUGUCAACUGAGCAAAGAAAGAGGUUGACAAUUGCCGUGGAGCUUGUCGCUAAUCCCUCAAUCAUUUUCAUGGAUGAACCGACUUCGGGUCUUGAUGCAAGGGCGGCCGCUAUUGUUAUGAGGACCGUGAGAAACACCGUCGACACUGGAAGAACCGUUGUCUGUACAAUUCACCAGCCUAGCAUUGAUAUCUUUGAAGCCUUUGAUGAGCUCCUGUUGAUGAAGAGAGGAGGACAAGUGAUCUACGCUGGACCUUUGGGCCGCAACUCUCAAAAGGUCAUUGAAUACUUUGAGGCAAUUCCUGGAGUGCCAAAAAUCAAACCAAAGUACAAUCCAGCGACGUGGAUGUUGGAAGUAAGCUCAAUAGCAGCCGAAGUCCGCCUUAAGAUGGACUUUGCUGAAUACUACAAAUCAUCAUCCUUGCACAAGCGAAACAAGUCUUUGGUAAAGGAAUUAAGUAAGCCACCACCGGGAGCAAAAGACCUCUACUUCCCAACUCAGUAUUCUCAGUCAACAUGGGGACAGUUCAAAUCUUGCCUAUGGAAGCAAUGGUGGACUUAUUGGAGAAGUCCUGAUUAUAACCUCGUUAGAUACUUUUUCACCUUGGCUUGUGCAUUAAUGCUUGGAACUAUUUUCUGGAAGGUUGGAACUAAAAGGGAGAGCACUGUUGAUCUGACCAUGAUCAUUGGAGCUAUGUAUGCUUCCGUGCUGUUUGUGGGAAUUAACAACUGCUCGACGGUGCAGCCAGUAGUGGCCGUAGAAAGAACAGUGUUCUAUCGAGAAAGAGCUGCAGGAAUGUACUCCGCUUUACCUUACGCUCUUGCACAGAUGAUAGCUGAAAUCCCAUAUGUGUUUGUCCAAACGUCAUAUUACACUCUCAUAGUGUAUGCCAUGGUGAGCUUCCAAUGGACAGCGGCCAAAUUCUUCUGGUUCUUCUUUGUGAACUUCUUCUCCUUCCUAUACUUCACAUACUAUGGAAUGAUGACCAUUUCAAUCACACCAAACCACCAAGUAGCAGCCAUCUUCGCAGCCGCUUUCUAUGCUCUCUUCAAUCUCUUCUCCGGUUUCUUUAUACCAAAACCGAGAAUACCCAAGUGGUGGAUUUGGUACUAUUGGAUUUGCCCAGUGGCAUGGACAGUGUACGGACUGAUUGUGUCACAGUACGGUGAUGUUGAAGACACCAUUAGUGUUCCUGGGAUGUCAAUUAAACCCACAAUCAAAUGGUACAUAGAGAACCAUUUUGGGUACGACCCAAAUUUCAUGGGACAAGUUGCUGUAGUUUUGGUUGGCUUCAGUGUCUUCUUUGCAUUCAUGUUUGCUUACUGCAUCAAGACAUUGAACUUUCAAUUGAGAUAGAAGAUAGUUUAAUGGAAAGAAUUUUUGUUUUGUUCCAAGUUUGGUUACAUAUUAGACAAAGUUUCUUGAUGUAAAUAUGUAUUAUCAUAUAGUAAAGUAUAUAACCCCAAGAUUGAAACAUUGGCAAUUCUUCAAGACUGGAAUUGUGA
This is a messenger RNA of Morus notabilis, 4835 nucleotides long. RefSeq names its product ABC transporter G family member 29. The record is from RefSeq and is a predicted model, not a curated record. Lineage: Eukaryota; Viridiplantae; Streptophyta; Magnoliopsida; Rosales; Moraceae. Gene Ontology annotation, cellular component: membrane. Bases 193 to 4686 code for a protein of 1497 amino acids. Gene Ontology annotation, molecular function: ATP hydrolysis activity; ABC-type transporter activity; ATP binding. The transcript has 23 exons.